Molecule: messenger RNA, 208 nt
Organism: Dentiscutata erythropus
Lineage: Eukaryota; Fungi; Glomeromycota; Glomeromycetes; Diversisporales; Gigasporaceae
Source: the annotation of a GenBank genome assembly
GAACAAGGAACCGCCGUUUGAGAAAAAAGUUAAAUGUUCUUAUAAAUGGUGUGAAUUAUACAAAGCUAAACGUUAUAGUCAUACUAGUCAUAAUUCUUAUGAAUGUUGGUUUAGAAAAAAGGAACCUCCGUUAAAGAAGAAAGAUUUAAAUGCAGCAACUUCUAAAAAUUUUACUUUAGUUAAGAAGAAGGCUGGGGCCUCCCACUGA